GGUAAUGGGUGGGUGGGUCUUUCUUUUAGGGAUUUGAUGGGCAGCGGGGGAGUCGGAGCAGACGGAUACGAAUCUGCGAAAAGGCAGCGAAUGAUGGACCCAGGGACGUUCUUUUCAGCACAGGGAAUGGGGAUGGGAUAUCAGCCGCAAUUAGCUGCAUCAUUCUUUGUACCGCGGAUAUUUCCUGUAGUUAAAUUGCGUGGGCUGCCUUUCAAUUGCAAUGAGAAUGAUGUGAUUGAUUUCUUUGCGGGCCUGGAUGUCGUGGAUGUGCUUCUAGCACAUAAGGGGGGGAGGUUUUCCGGGGAGGCCUAUGUUGUGUUCGGAGCACCGAUGCAAGUAGACUUUGCUCUGCAGCGGAAUCGACAGAACAUGGGGCGGCGCUACAUUGAAGUGUUCCGCAGCAAGAAGACGGACUAUUACGCAGCGGUGGUUGCUGAAGUCUCUGAAUCUCAUUCGGACAACCAUCAUGCAAGUGUCCCCCUGGUUACGCAGCUGGCUGCUGGAGCUAUUAGCAGCAGGCCACCGGGUCCCGACAAGGACCAGUUGGAGCAUACCGGAGUGCUGAAGCUGCGCGGACUUCCAUUUUCCGCUUCGAAGAGAGACAUCAUGAACUUCUUCCAGGAGUUCGCACUCGUGGAGGAUAACAUUCACAUCGUAAUGCACAGUGAUGGUCGGUCGACGGGGGAGGCCUAUGUCGAUUUCUCGGGCCCAGAGGCUGCCAAGGCUGCCAUGUGCAAGGACCGGAUGACGCUGGGAAAUCGGUACAUUGAGCUGUUCCGCUCAUCUCGCGAGGAAGCCACACGAGAUGCAACGCGCAAUAAUAAGAUGUGAAACAUAUCCACGGAGAUGGGAAGUGGCGGCUGCUCUUGCUGAUGGUGUGAGGGUUUGGGAUAUCCGUAGGCAGAGCGGCGAUGUAUCUUUUUUUGACAUACAGGAACUGGGAAAAGGGGUGGGAGAGAGAGAGAGAGAGAGAGAGAGAGAGGGUUCCACAGAGUGGCAGACAGGCAUAUGGACGAGAAGACCGGCAGGCGUUCUGAUGGAUAUGCGGGUGGUAGGGCUGUUGCUCCUUGCCUGCCUCUUCUGUGCAGAAGAUGACGCUGAACCAUUGACUGACAUUUUUCCCCUUCUUCAUAAUGAUUAUUUUCUUCAAGUUGCAAGCAUGCUUUUAGCAGAUAGGAGUAUGGGCACUUAUUCCAGCACGCAUUGGAGGGGGGCUCCUACCAAAAACAGGAACAAAAAAACACAACGAAUGAAAGUUGCACUGAAAU
Molecule: messenger RNA, 1268 nt
Organism: Chara braunii
Lineage: Eukaryota; Viridiplantae; Streptophyta; Charophyceae; Charales; Characeae
Source: the annotation of a GenBank genome assembly